AUGUAUCUCGAGAUCGGCGAAAGUAUGCCACAGUUUGCCCAGUACCAAACGCUGUUCCAGAAUAACACACACAUGCAGCUUGCAUUGGUAAAUAUCUACAAAGAUAUACUUGAGUUUCACAAGGAAGCCCUGCGAUAUUUUCGACAGAAAAAAUGGCAGGAACUGUUUCACACCACAUGGCGCCCAUUCAGCAAAACCGUCGCCCAGCUCAACAAGGACAUGCAUCGAUACAAGAAGCUCAUAGAGAACCAAAUCUCGAUCGCGGGUUACGAAGCAAUGCAGAGUUCGCACAGUGAAUCUAUGAUGCAUUUUGAAGAGCUGAAGCAGGUGGAACUUCAUCGGAAACGCCUGACUGUGCAGCAGUGGCUGUGUAGGCUCGACGUUCAGGCCAGGCACGAAGAUGCCAUCAAAAACCGACAUGCUAACAGCGGCGAUUGGCUUCUACAGAACUCCAUUUUCCGUAAAUGGUAUGAUUUUCAGUCUUGUUGGGAGCCCUUGCUACGGCUGUCUGGUAUGCCUGGAGCCGCUUCACGGGUCAUUGAUGCCUGUAGAUGCCUCCCUCAGGCAAGAGUAGCCUUCUUUUACUGCCGGAACACUGAUGGCGACCGUAACGCCUUGGUUGCUGUCGCAAGGACAAUCAUAUCUCAACUAGUAGUGGAAAACGAUAUGCUGCUAUUGAAGGUCUUUGAAACCGCGCAGGCAAGUGGAGAAGCUGUGCUUUCCAGUAGAAGCAUGGCAAAGACGCUCCUUGCGAUAGCGCUGCAGACCUUUCCCACUUCCCAGAAGACCUACAUCAUCAUUGACGGCUUAGAUGAGUAUGCGCGCGAAGAUCGUAAAGAAAUCUCCAUCUGGUUCAAGGAACAGGCAGAUAUUGAGGUGUAUUGUCAGAUGUGGCAUCAGCGGAUCGAGGAAAGGUUCGGCCCCCUUGACCCUAACGACUACAAUAUCUCUAAACUGCCAGGAAUGUUUUUGUAUGCAAAGCUUGUGAUGUGGAACCUGCAUGAGCAGCCUACAAAAAAAGAAUUCUACCGGGAGAUGAGCCCUGAAGUCUUUCCGGAUGGACUGGAGCAGAUUAGAUAUGCACGAAUUGUAGAUCGAAUCAUCGGACCAACUGUACAGCCAAUAUCCCGCAGAAACAGCGCAAGAAAGCUCUUAGGAUGGCUGGCUUGUACUGAACGUGCCUUGCAAUGGUACGAGAUUCAAGGGGCCGUUUCUGUCGACUUGAAAGAAGGCGAUAUCUGUCUGGACAUGCGAUUCGAGGAUGAUUGCAAAGAUUUGUGUGCUUCACUCGUGGAACGCACAACCGAUGGAUCCGUGAUGCUUGUGCAUUCUACAGCAAAGAUGUUUCUCGUAAACAAAGGCUACAUAUCAGUACCAGAAGUAGAGUUCGACCUUGCGCAACUUUGCGUAACCUAUCUGAGUCUCACCCAAUUCAUUCAUCCAGCGGAGGUGGACUAUAUACACGAUGCGCUAUACAGGGGCGAUUACGCUUUUGCAGAUUAUGCGUCAUGUUUCUGGGCAUAUCAUGUCAUCGAGGCGGUUCAGAUCAUUCAUAAACUACCAUCUCGUAAGCUGGAAGAUCUGGAAGAGGCUAUCAACUCCCUCAUGGAUGUCCAAUGGGCUUCACCGAAAAAGUCCUUGGUGGUUUCACCAACCAUCGAAAAGGUCCUUGACUCGCUUACCGGUAGCGACAUAUACGAUAGCAUUUGCCAGGCUGUCGUUUCUACUAAAAACCAGCUGUUGUCCACAGGAAAAGGUCCUUCCGACGAUGAGCCAUUGAAACUCGCAGAUGCUGUACGAGCAAUCCGAACCGAACUGGAGAGCAUGGUAUCAUCCCCACACGCAACGAAUAAAGAAAAAAAGACACUACACGGCUUUUAUGGAACUAAUCUGUACAAGUGUCCGCGGCUCAACUGCCAAUUCUAUUGGAAAGGCUUUGCAAAACUCGCUAUUCGAGACCAUCACGUUCUUAAACAUGAGAGAUCCUUCAUGUGCACAGAAGAAGGCUGCCCUCAGGCCACCAUUGGGUGUAUAACUGCACAAGAUUUGCAAAAGCAUGCAGAAGACUGUCAUGGAAAAGUCGUGAACCCAAACGCAGAUUUUCCGGAUGAACAAGUUGAAGAUGCGAAGGAACCACAACUGGAUCAGAAUCAUCCAUAUUUUGCAUGUCCUUUCGAGGGAUGUGGAAAGAGAUUUGGGCAAAGACAUAACCUAAGAUCCCAUAGCCGCACACACACCAACGAGAAGCCUUUUAGCUGUUCCACUUGCGCUAAGGCAUUUGCCCGCCGGAAAGAUCUUAUUCGACACGAACGUGGCCAUUCAGACAAGAAGUUAAAGUGCUAUGGACCUCUCCGGAACGGGGAGACAUGGGGAUGCGGUCGUGCCUUUAACCGCGGUGACGAGCUCAAAAGACAUUUUGAUACCAAAACUGGUCGUGUGUGUCUGCAAGUAUACCUCGAAGACAACGCCAGCCAGGACAAGGUUCAAGCGCAGACAUCUGUCGGUACUUUGCCUUCCUUGAAUGAUCCGCCUGGUAGUCAUCAGGAUGAUGAACCUCGAGUUUCGUCCAUAUCGUUUGAACAAUACGCCAUACUCGCUGGGUAUCGAUGGAACACUACCAACUGA
This is a messenger RNA of Pyrenophora tritici-repentis Pt-1C-BFP, 2625 nucleotides long. The record is from RefSeq and is a predicted model, not a curated record. NCBI's taxonomy places the organism in Eukaryota, Fungi, Ascomycota, Dothideomycetes, Pleosporales, Pleosporaceae.